Molecule: messenger RNA, 2820 nt
Organism: Rhinolophus ferrumequinum (greater horseshoe bat)
Lineage: Eukaryota; Metazoa; Chordata; Mammalia; Chiroptera; Rhinolophidae
Gene: PRKCA
Product: protein kinase C alpha
Exons: 17
Coding region: 18-2033 (671 amino acids)
Biological process (GO): protein phosphorylation
Molecular function (GO): ATP binding; diacylglycerol-dependent serine/threonine kinase activity; zinc ion binding
Source: RefSeq, a predicted model, not a curated record
GGUGGUUGGGGGGGACCAUGGCUGACGUUUUCCCGGCUAACGAUUCCCCGGCGUCUCAGGACGUGGCCAACCGCUUCGCGCGCAAAGGGGCGCUGAGACAGAAGAACGUGCACGAGGUGAAGGACCACAAAUUCAUCGCCCGCUUCUUCAAGCAGCCCACCUUCUGCAGCCACUGCACCGACUUCAUCUGGGGGUUUGGGAAACAAGGCUUCCAGUGCCAAGUUUGCUGUUUUGUGGUUCACAAGAGGUGCCAUGAAUUUGUUACUUUUUCUUGUCCGGGUGCAGAUAAGGGACCCGACACUGAUGACCCCAGGAGCAAGCACAAGUUUAAAAUCCACACUUAUGGAAGCCCCACGUUCUGUGAUCACUGUGGAUCAUUGCUGUAUGGACUUAUUCAUCAAGGGAUGAAAUGUGACACCUGUGACAUGAACGUGCACAAGCAGUGCGUCAUCAAUGUCCCCAGCCUCUGUGGGAUGGACCACACGGAGAAGAGGGGGCGCAUCUACCUGAAGGCUGAGGUCACCGACGAGAAGCUCCAUGUCACAGUACGAGAUGCAAAAAAUCUAAUCCCUAUGGAUCCCAAUGGACUCUCAGAUCCUUACGUGAAGCUGAAACUUAUUCCUGAUCCCAAGAAUGAAAGCAAACAAAAAACCAAAACCAUCCGCUCCACGCUAAACCCCCAGUGGAACGAGUCAUUUACGUUCAAAUUAAAACCUUCAGAUAAAGACCGACGACUGUCUGUAGAAAUCUGGGACUGGGAUCGAACAACAAGGAACGACUUCAUGGGAUCCCUUUCCUUUGGCGUUUCGGAGCUGAUGAAGAUGCCGGCCAGCGGAUGGUACAAGCUGCUUAACCAAGAAGAGGGUGAGUACUACAAUGUGCCCAUCCCAGAAGGGGAUGAAGAAGGAAACGUGGAACUCAGGCAGAAAUUCGAGAAAGCCAAGCUUGGCCCUGCUGGUAACAAAGUAAUCAGCCCUUCAGAGUGGAGGCAACUUUCCAACAACCUUGACAGAGUGAAACUCACCGACUUCAAUUUCCUCAUGGUGCUGGGGAAGGGGAGUUUUGGGAAGGUGAUGCUUGCUGACAGGAAGGGAACAGAAGAACUGUACGCCAUCAAAAUCCUCAAGAAGGAUGUGGUGAUUCAGGAUGACGACGUGGAGUGCACCAUGGUGGAGAAGCGAGUCCUGGCCCUGCUUGACAAGCCCCCGUUCCUGACGCAGCUGCACUCCUGCUUCCAGACGGUGGAUCGGCUGUACUUCGUCAUGGAGUACGUGAACGGCGGGGACCUCAUGUACCACAUUCAGCAAGUGGGGAAAUUCAAGGAGCCACAAGCAGUAUUCUAUGCGGCAGAGAUUUCCAUUGGAUUAUUCUUUCUUCAUAAAAGAGGAAUCAUUUAUAGGGAUCUGAAGCUCGAUAACGUCAUGCUGGAUUCAGAAGGACACAUCAAGAUUGCCGACUUUGGGAUGUGCAAGGAGCACAUGAUGGACGGGGUCACGACCAGGACCUUCUGUGGGACUCCAGAUUACAUCGCCCCGGAGAUCAUCGCUUAUCAGCCGUAUGGGAAAUCCGUGGACUGGUGGGCUUACGGAGUCCUGUUAUAUGAAAUGCUGGCUGGGCAGCCCCCAUUUGAUGGCGAGGAUGAAGACGAGCUAUUUCAGUCUAUAAUGGAGCACAACGUUUCUUAUCCAAAAUCCUUGUCGAAGGAGGCCGUUUCCAUCUGCAAGGGACUGAUGACCAAACAUCCGGGCAAACGACUGGGCUGUGGGCCCGAGGGAGAGAGGGACGUGCGAGAACACGCCUUCUUCCGGAGGAUCGACUGGGAGAAACUAGAGAACAGGGAGAUCCAGCCGCCCUUCAAGCCCAAAGUGUGCGGCAAAGGAGCGGAAAACUUUGACAAGUUCUUCACCCGAGGGCAACCUGUCUUAACCCCUCCCGAUCAGCUGGUCAUUGCUAACAUAGACCAGUCUGACUUUGAAGGGUUCUCGUAUGUCAACCCCCAGUUUGUGCACCCCAUCUUACAGAGUGCAGUAUGAAGCUCACCGGCGAGAACGAACGCCUCCCCCGCCCCUAGCGCCCCCAGCAGUGGGGAAUGAUCCUUAACCCUAAAAUUUUAAGGCCACAGCCUUGUUUCUUGUUCGAUGUGGGGGCCUGAAAAUUGUAGGGUUAUUAGUCCAAAUGUGACCAACUGUUCAGGGUCUCUCUUACAACCAAGAACAUUAUCUUAGUGGAAGAUGAUAUAAUGUACAGUGUCCAGUUGAAUUAUGUAGAAGUCACCACCUCUGGCUGUAGGUUGACCCAUCCUAGAACGUAAGCAGACUCUUGCCCCUUUUUUGGUACGAUUUCAUACAUUUUUCCACAUCCUCUGUCUGGUGAUUUUCACCUUCAGGGACCCCCCGUCAGUCAUGUGAAAAUGCACCUGCCCCAGGGCGGGGGGCUGGGCACAUCGCCACCUAAGGCGCCUUUGGAAUGAAAGAACAGGGAUCCCAGAGAGUAAGCGAGGCGGGACUGGAGGUAGGGAGGCUUCUGAAUACCUGCUACUUCUGUUCUCUGCCUUGAUGAGAAACAGUCCCUACAUUCCCACAGGCCGGGAUGUCAUUGGCACACUCAGUUUUCGAGAGAGAGAGAGAGAGAGAGAGAGAGAGAGAGAGAGAGAGAGAGAGAGAGAGAGAGAGAGAGAGAGAGAGAGGAAGACCUCAGAUGAGUGUUCGGUGAAUCUUUCAUCUUGUACCCUACUUGAUUGAUCCCUAUCUUGAUACUUGCAUUUCUUUUUAAGAGGCCAAAUCUUCUAAGGACUUUGCUAAAUGAGCAUGUGAAACCAUG